Messenger RNA from Neomonachus schauinslandi (Hawaiian monk seal), 1334 nucleotides. RefSeq names its product HRas proto-oncogene, GTPase (gene HRAS). Gene Ontology annotation, biological process: Ras protein signal transduction; cellular senescence. The transcript has 5 exons. Gene Ontology annotation, molecular function: GTPase activity; GTP binding; GDP binding. Lineage: Eukaryota; Metazoa; Chordata; Mammalia; Carnivora; Phocidae. The coding region runs from base 452 to 1021 and encodes 189 amino acids. Gene Ontology annotation, cellular component: plasma membrane. The record is from RefSeq and is a predicted model, not a curated record.
CCUUGGAGAAGGGUGCAGGGGCUUCUUUCUCUGCCUGUCACGCUGAGCCUGGAACAGCGGCUGGCAUGCAGUAGGCGCUCAGUAAAUGCUUGUCCAAAGCAGCAACACGCUUGGUGGGGCCGGAGCCGGUUGUAGGAUGGCACUGGCCUGCCUGGGCAUGCUUCUGUGCGCUCCACUGUGGCAAGACCUGUUCUUGCAGGGAGGGGACUGGUAACCUCAGCCUGCAGGGCCUCCAGUUCAGGCUUUCUGCCUACCCAGCAACUUCUAAUUUGGGUGCGUGGUUGGGAGAUGCUCUCAGCUGUCAGCUCUGCCUUUGGGGGGCCAGCUCCGUGCUCUCUCACAACCAUAAGUGCAGCUGAAGGUGGGGGCCAUCUCCCAGCCCUGGGCUGGAGGUGCCACAGGUGGGACAGGAGACCACCACAGUGCCCUGGGCUGCAUCCCUUGAGGAGCGAUGACAGAAUAUAAGCUUGUGGUGGUGGGCGCUGGAGGUGUGGGGAAGAGUGCCCUGACCAUCCAGCUCAUCCAGAACCACUUCGUGGAUGAGUAUGACCCCACCAUCGAGGACUCCUAUCGGAAGCAAGUGGUUAUCGAUGGUGAAACGUGCCUGCUGGACAUUUUGGACACGGCGGGCCAGGAGGAAUAUAGUGCCAUGCGGGACCAGUACAUGCGCACUGGAGAGGGCUUCCUGUGUGUGUUUGCCAUCAACAACACCAAGUCUUUCGAGGACAUCCACCAGUACAGGGAGCAGAUCAAGCGAGUGAAGGACUCCGAUGACGUGCCCAUGGUGCUGGUGGGGAACAAGUGUGACCUGGCUGCUCGCACCGUGGAGUCCCGGCAGGCGCAGGACCUCGCCCGCAGCUAUGGCAUCCCCUAUAUCGAGACGUCGGCCAAGACUCGCCAGGGCGUGGAGGACGCCUUCUACACGCUGGUGCGAGAGAUCCGGCAGCACAAGGUGCGAAAGCUGAGCCCGCCCGACGAGGGUGGCCCAGGCUGCAUGAGCUGCAAGUGCCUGCUCUCCUGACGUCCCUUCCAGGCCCCCGCUGACAUCCCCGCAGGCCCUCUGUGCCCCAGCAGCGCAGGCAGGGGGCGUGGAGGUGCCAGAUGCCGGGAGGAGGUGCCAACGGAGGAAGGAGGAGGGGAAGGAAGGAAGGAAGUGCCACCGGAGCCCGGCCAGCCCAGGCUCCCUGGACAGAGUGACCGCAGACCUCCCAGGACGCUUUGCACAGACUGUGGUGAACUGAGGCCACCGGCACCCUGGCUGUCACUCUCCUCCCAGCCCCGUCCUGGCCCUUUGGCCACAGGCUGAGUCGCAGUAAAUUAUUGGAUGGUCUUGA